Molecule: messenger RNA, 2551 nt
Organism: Gaeumannomyces tritici R3-111a-1
Lineage: Eukaryota; Fungi; Ascomycota; Sordariomycetes; Magnaporthales; Magnaporthaceae
Product: type-2 protein geranylgeranyltransferase subunit beta
Exons: 2
Coding region: 1201-2193 (330 amino acids)
Biological process (GO): protein geranylgeranylation
Cellular component (GO): Rab-protein geranylgeranyltransferase complex
Molecular function (GO): Rab geranylgeranyltransferase activity
Source: RefSeq, a predicted model, not a curated record
GGCGGGCUUAGCAAGCAGGCGACCAGCGCUCAGCGGAUUUUAACGGUGGUUUUAUUAUGAAGGAAACUCGGCCAUGCCCGCUCACCAACAGGUCCCGAUUUUUACUCGGAUGGUUUGACUCACCCCCGUCCGCCGCACCAAUACUGCGAACUCCAGGAACAGCCUAGCCCAGGAACGCAACCCGAGCCCUGAAACGCCGCACACGAGAAGCACGUUUGCUGAGGAACACUGGAGCCCAGCCCAGUUGCGGCGUGGGGAACUGGAAGGCGGUGGUGGACGGGUUGCCACCUCUGUCUCUUGGUCGUGUCUGUGUGUUGCGCCCCGUUCCACACUCAACCUUUCCGUAGCUUCUCGAGGUUGCUACUCCACAAGUCCGACACGGUGAUCGGAGGUCAAGGACGCCUGUUAGGGCAUCCCCAGACGGCAGCGUCGGGAACCCAGGAAUCUGUGUUUCCAGAGGUUUCGUUUGGAUGACAGGAACGCCGGGCAAGCAGGUCUUGUCAAUGCAAGCUCCAGCAAAGUAUCGAAACAUGGGCAAUACAGCCUGGAAAGGCAUGGAUAAACCUACCCACCAGCCGUCGAUCAGGGUGCAAGCUUGCUAGCCGCCUCCGCCUUAAUGUAUCAAGCCAAGCACCGUGUCGGGCCAAGCCCGAUCGGAGCUGCUGGCCCGACGAAAUCAAGGAUCGGCCAUCGGAGUCGAUCGGUUGCUGUGUCGUGCGAAAUGGCAGUGACAUGCGAGGCGCAGCCCCUGAGUUCCCAGGUAGGUUCUCAGGUACCUACCAGAUGUCCUCUUAUUUAUAGACUAUGCCAGAUGGGCCUUUGGGGAGCCACUGGAGCAUCACACGACCCAUGGUUCGGGACGGAGGUUUCUCUCAAAUCUCUUGGCUCGGCAGACGUGUCCGCCGGAAGCGGACAUCCCUCCAUCGAUCCAUCCAGCGCAUCGCGCCGUGUCGCUAGGGCGGACGGGAAUGACGAAUUUCAAGGGUGCACUGUACGGUGCGGGGACUGGGUCACCCACAGGCGGAUGGCUGCUGACGUAAACUGCAGCCCCGUUUACAACCUCCCUCGACAAAGAUUCCUGGACCAGACCCCUGAACAACCGCCCCCAACGGAGAGAGAAGCGCAUCAUUGUCGCCCUACGUAGCCCCCAUUGCUCCCUCGGACUACCCUUGGAUCUGCCUCUAUUGGACCCCGCCUGUCAUGACCUCGUCGGCCGGCGCCCUCCCCGACGAGCUGCGCCUCGCGACGGAAGCGCAUGUCAAAUACAUCCAGAGCCUCGACACGAGGAAGGAGGACUACGACUACUGGCUGACCGAACACCUCCGGCUAAACGGCGUCUACUGGGGCCUUGCCGCACUUCACAUCCUUGGCCACCCGGAAGCCCUCCCGCGAGAUGCCACCAUAGACUUUGUGCUGUCUUGCCAGCACGAGAGCGGCGGCUUCGGCGCCGCCCCGGGCCACGACGCCCACAUGCUGUCCACAGUCAGUGCUGUGCAGAUCCUGGCCAUGGUCGACGCCCUGGACGAGCUGGACAAGAGAGGCAAGGGGAACGCGGCGCAGGUGGGCAAGUUCAUCGCGGACCUUCAGGACCGGCAGACCGGCACCUUUGCCGGCGACGAGUGGGGCGAGGAGGACACGCGGUUCCUGUACGGCGCCCUCAACGCGCUAUCGCUCCUGGGCCGGCUGGACCUCGUCGACGUCGGCCGGGCUGUCGAGCACGUUGCGGCGUGCGCCAACUUCGACGGUGGCUAUGGCGUGCGGCCCGGCGCCGAGUCGCACUCGGGCCAGAUCCUCACGUGCGUGGCGGCGCUCGCCAUUGCCGGCCGGCUGGACCUGAUCGACACGGACCGGCUGGGUUGCUGGCUGAGCGAGCGGCAGGUGCCCGCUGGGGGCCUGAACGGGCGGCCCGAGAAGCAGGAGGACGUGUGCUACAGCUGGUGGGUGCUGGCCAGCCUCGAGAUCGUCGGGCGCACGCACUGGAUCGACCGCGACGCCCUUGCCUCCUUCAUCCUCCGCAGCCAGGACACCGAGGCGGGCGGCGUGUCGGACAGGCCCGGGAACCAGGUGGACGUGUGGCACACGUGCUUUGGCAUUGCUGGGCUAUCCCUUCUCAAGUGGCCGGGGCUCGAGGCUGUCGAUCCCGUCUACUGCAUGCCCAAAUCCACCAUCGAGCGGGUUCUGGGUAGGAAAUAGCGCGGUCGAGAGAAUGGACUCGGCUGUUAGCACUCAGUUGACCAUCUUGAUAUAAAGAUGUUUCACGGUCCAUUCAGUUUUCUGUUGUCUUCAUAUGCCUUCGGCCCACUUUGCGAGGCAGUGUACCAGUAGACCCUAAGGCAAACGCUACGUAGAAGUUCUUCAAGCUGUAUGCCCGGUUGCAAGGGUUGCACCCAACCGGGAACUCUCUUUAGCACUUGGCUGCCAUCAGGUAGCACCAAUCUGCAGCUGUUCCUUAGUCACGUCGCUACAGCCGACACCAAUCUCUUGCAUCACUGUUCCCGCGGAAGUGGCACCUGUCUUUGGUUGCUGGUAGCCCUCCUCCGGCCUGUGUCAC